Microcebus murinus (gray mouse lemur) is the source of this 1460-nucleotide messenger RNA. Lineage: Eukaryota; Metazoa; Chordata; Mammalia; Primates; Cheirogaleidae. The record is from RefSeq and is a predicted model, not a curated record.
GCCGCAGCGCCGCAGCGGAGCCGGCGCGGCGGGCAGCCGACCCCCGCAGGCGCGGGGCGGGCGGCGGGUGAGGCGCGGAGGGCGGCGCGGGCGCCACAGCCGGGCCGGGCGCUGCAGCCGCAGCGGCCAUGGGGGCCCUGACGAGCCGGCAGCACGCGGGCGUGGAGGAGGUGGACAUCCCGUCCAAUUCCGUGUACCGCUACCCGCCCAAGUCCGGAAGCUAUUUUGCCAACCACUUCAUUAUGGGAGGAGAGAAGUUUGACUCAACCCAUCCGGAAGGUUACCUGUUUGGAGAGAACAGUGAUCUCAACUUUCUGGGGAACAGACCAGUCGCGAUUUUCAAAUCUGUGCAGAUGGGAGCUGAGAAGCACUGUUUGAAUUUAAAUUUUCUGUCAUUUCUCCAAACUACAUCUCAAAAUUUGGUAACUAAUCCCAUAUAUAUCUAAUAUAAAAUAUAUAAAUAAUUUAUUGCAUGAAUUAGAAAGGGAAUGAAUAAAUGAUAUAAUUUGGCUUUCAAAUUGUAGGACAAGGAUUUUCCUUUGUUAAAACAAUUUUAAAUUUUACAAAAUAAUAGCUAUGAUGUGACCGUCUGUCAUGCUCAAAAGUAAUUUGCAAUUACCCUGGCUUUAGAUUUACCCCAAGGCUCUUAGUUGUCCCUCUUUGGCAUUCACAAGUUCUUUGUGCUUUCCUUUAUGUUAGCCUGAAGUUGUGCAGGAAGCUGUUGAGUGCUUCUUGCAGUGUUCAGUAAGACGUGAUUAUUUCACUAGGCACAAAAUAACUCACUGUGAGGUCAAGCCAAAUCUGACAGGAGCAAGCAGAAUAUUCUAUUGAAACGCGAGCUUUUUAGCUUAACAGAAUUUUCUUAUUAAUCUAUAUUCAGUUCCAGCUACAGUAAUUGAUGUUUUCUUUCAAUGCCAAAAGUUCAUCUAAACUGGAAGGAAACCCAAUUGUGCCUAGUACAGUAUUAAACAAUCAUGGAAGAGGAUAUUAGGGCAUUUCUGUAGGGACAGUUUAACAUGAGUUCUCUGUCUUUGGAUUUAAACUAUCUGCUUUGCGGCUCAGUGAGAAGCAUCCUGCCCUCAGGGGCCUCCAGCAGAGCCUAUGAGUCAUCUCGAGCUGUAGAGAAUUUGCUGCCUUUCCCACCCUUUGGCUUCCGCUAAAUGCUGGUGUUCUGUGCAAGCUGAAUGAGACCUUCAGCUGUUUUUUUGUUUGUUUGUUUGUUUUUGUUUUAAGCAUUGUAAAGAGAGUUAUGUCAUUCUGGAAAGAGCAGAACUCUAGGGAUUGGAAACGGAUCCAUGGUUGUCAGGGACUGAGCUGUGUGGAGGGGUCGAAUGGAAAAGGGCCCGAGGGAAUGUUAGGGGUGAUGGAAAUGUUCUUUAUUUGGUUGUGAUGGUGGUUACACAGAUGUGUGUGUUUGUCAAAAUUCAUAGCAUUGUACACUAAAAAAGGUGAAUUUUACU